AUGAUUUUGUUGGAUGAUGAAGAUGACCAAAGCUUUCACGCUACGCGUGACGGCUACUCCCAUUUGAGCGAUGUCGAAUGGGAUGCGGUUGAAUGGAUGGAUUCAAUCAUGAGCUUCCAUGCUGUUAGCGUCAUGCUAGAGGCUCUCAAUAGAGAUGCCCAAUAUGCUACUAUCGCCAAGUUCAUUCAAAAUAAACGUGAAGCUGAAUGCGAGAAAGUAGCCUUGCUUCACCAACAAGGUUCUCAACAAGCAGAGUUGUUGAGAGAACAGGGUGCUCAACAGUUUGGACUGUUAAGACAGCAGCAGGCUGCUGCUGGUGGGUCGAUGAUCUCGCGUCGACCCGAGACUUUGAAGAUUGACAGCUCCAAGUAUAGGGGAGUCGAAGAGGACUCCCUCUUGAGAUGGUUUGUUGAGUAG
This is a messenger RNA of Peronospora matthiolae, 417 nucleotides long. The record is from the annotation of a GenBank genome assembly. Lineage: Eukaryota; Oomycota; Peronosporomycetes; Peronosporales; Peronosporaceae.